AUGUUCAAAAAAGCACUACCAAAGCGUAUCCCGGUCAACAGUGGGGGUACCACCUCACUCAAAGGGUUAGCUGCCCGAGGAUCGGUAAACAAACAAGCUACAGCACCACACAGAGGGUCCGGAGCGGCGCAGAAGGAAGCUCUGUGUGCAUGCUACGAGCUCUACGUGCACUGUAGCAAAUGGCGAACUGGAGGGACCUGCAGACAAAAACCGGCACAGGAUUUGGAGUGCACAGGACGAAAGGCUUUCAAAACAUGGGGACUGUUCUACGACCACGUACCAACAUAUUUUGCCUCGAUAACCGACCAAACCAUUUUAGAGGAGGCCAGCAAAAGACUUCCUCUCAAUGUCGUCGCUCUCCAGGAAACAAAAGCAAAAAAAACAGCUACCAGGAAGACCAACGAUGGCCACCUAAUUGUUUUCGAAGCCAAACUGAGCGGAAGAAAUGUUGGUAGGUUGCGAAUCCUUCGGUCCACCUACGCCCUCGAGCACAUGGUCGAUUCAGUCGAAGUGAUCGGCCCACGACUGGCCAUCCGACGUCUACGCAUCGACAAGCGCACUUCCGUUAGUAUUAGCAACUGCUAUGCACCGACUUCAGCAGCUGCGGACGAAGAAAAGGACGCGUUCUACAAGGAAUUGGAGGAGAUGAUAAAAAGGGAACGGUCCUACUACAAAUAUGUUGUCGGAGACUUUAACGCAGUCAUCCAUGAGGAAAUGCCAGCGACAGCGCGCAUUGGGCCAAACCGGAGAAACAAACGAGAACGGCGAACGUUUGAUGGACCUCUUAGAGCAAUGCAAUCUCUUUCACGGAAACAGCUUCUUCACGAAAAAAGAGGAUCGGCGAUGGACGUGGGAGAGUCCGAAUGCCAACGACUCACAGCGAAAUCGACCACGUUCUCACUAACAGGAAGUGGAGUCUGCUCGACGUCAGCGUGGUGGAUGCAUUCCGCACUGGGAGCGACCAUAGGCUGGUCAGAGCAAAAAUUCGUCUCCGAGCGAGAAUCCGAAGACGCGACUUCUUCCGACCUCCUCCCAUACGGCUGCCACAUUACGACACAAACGUCAUGGAGGCGGCCGCCGCUCACUACACGUGGCAGGAGGCGCAAGACUUGUCGCAAGACUAUACCAUGCUCAUAG
Messenger RNA from Cooperia oncophora, 1137 nucleotides. The record is from the annotation of a GenBank genome assembly. NCBI's taxonomy places the organism in Eukaryota, Metazoa, Nematoda, Chromadorea, Rhabditida, Trichostrongylidae.